This is a messenger RNA of Radiomyces spectabilis, 4475 nucleotides long. Its product is annotated as P-loop containing nucleoside triphosphate hydrolase protein. Gene Ontology annotation, biological process: transmembrane transport. Bases 220 to 4248 code for a protein of 1342 amino acids. NCBI's taxonomy places the organism in Eukaryota, Fungi, Mucoromycota, Mucoromycetes, Mucorales, Radiomycetaceae. The record is from RefSeq and is a predicted model, not a curated record. The transcript is spliced from 4 exons. Gene Ontology annotation, molecular function: ATP hydrolysis activity; ATP binding; ABC-type transporter activity. Gene Ontology annotation, cellular component: membrane.
AUAUAAAUACCUGCGUGCCCCACCUUCCUUCCUUGCCAGACUACUUCUUUCAAAUUCACAGAUUUUCAGGAGUACAAGCAUUCUUUUUCCUUUUUUUUUUUUUUUUUUCCCUGACAUUCUCUUCUUCCUUAUAUUUUCUGUGAACUUAAUUCUUACCAGCGAGAAUUCUUUAUCUUCCCCUCUUUAUUCGUUGUGCCCUUCCCUUUUGUACUAUAAAUAAUGGCCGCAACGGAUCAAGACGUCUUGUCGCGGUCUUCAUCGACGAGUCAUACGAUCCAAGAAGACCAGAAACGCACGUCCAAAAAUCCCGACAGACCGUCAUCUGAUAUUGAUGAGAAACAUUCCCAAAGUCACCUUACCGAAACCUUCGCUACGAAACAACUCACGACGGACGAAAAACAUAGCAACGACGAUAACGAUAUCACCGACGACAAGGACAAGAAGAAGAAGGAUGGAAAGAAGAAGAAAGAGAAGAAAAAAGCCGUUCCUCUCUAUCGACUUUUCCGUUUCGCCACCCCGCGGGAUUUGUUCAUGAUUUUCGUCGCCAUCAUCUGUUCCGCCGGUAUUGGUGCCAUCCAGCCUGUUACGAUUGUCAUUUUUGGUGAUUUGCUGGGCAGCAUUUCCAGCACCGCCAUGACCAACCCUAGUGCUAUGCUUGAUGUUUCCAUGAAUUUGAUUCUGAUUUUCGUCUAUAUGGGUACAGCCGUCCUCGUCGCCGCCUACUGUGCCAACUGUUUCUGGGUGCUGACCGGUGAAAACCAAACCCGCCGCAUCCGCACCAUGUACGUCCAUGCCAUUCUUCGUCAAGAUAUGGGUUGGUUCGAUAAAGCCGAAGAAGGAUCCCUGACCACGCGUCUUGCCACCGAUACUCAACUGAUUCAAGACGGCAUUUCAGAAAAGUUUGGUCUCUUUAUCACCGCCAUUGCUCAAUUCAUUUCUGGUUUCGUCGUUGCUUUUGUCAAGGGCUGGCAAUUGGCCGUGAUCAUGUUGGCCACCAUGCCUAUCCUCGCUGGUACCGGUGGUGCCAUGGGUUAUUUCAUUACCAAAUAUACCUUGAAGACGCAGACUUCGUAUGCUGAAGCCGGUGCCGUGGCCGAACAAGUGUUUGCCGGUAUUCGCACUGUAUACUCAUUCUCGCUGCAAGAGCGUUUUGCCCGUCGCUACGAUCAAAGUUUGGAAAAGGCCGCGGCUACAGGUAUCAAGCGUGGUGCCAUUCUUGGCUUCGGUUUUGGUGGUUUCAUGUUUGUCCUCUUCUGUACCUAUGGUUUGGCUUUCUGGUAUGGUGCUAAACUUACCAUGCAAGGUGAAAUUGAAGGUCCCACCGUCAUGGUGGUGUUCUUUGCCAUGAUCAUGGGCGCCAUCGCUCUGUUGCAGUUGCCUCCCAAUUUGUCCGCCGUUUCCAGUGCCGCCGGUGCCGCUUACAAGAUCUUUGAGACCAUUGACCGUGUUCCUGACAUUGAUCCCGAUUCCACCGAAGGCAUCAUCCCUGAGAAGCUUGAAGGUGAAAUUGAAUUCCGCAAUGUUCAGUUCAAGUAUCCCACACGUCCCGACAUUACCAUCUUGAAGGAUCUCACCCUCAAGAUUCGUCCCGGUAUGACCGUCGCUUUUGUGGGUCCUUCAGGUUCUGGCAAAUCCACAAGUGUUCAGUUGGUCCAGCGUUUCUACGAUCCUUUGGCUGGUCAAGUGCUUUUGGAUGGCCGCGAUCUCAAGUCGUUGAAUGUCAAGUGGCUCCGUGACCAGAUUGGUGUCGUCAGUCAAGAACCGGUUCUCUUUAAUAUGACGAUUCGUCAAAACUUGCUCAUGGGUGUUCAGCGCGAGGUGACUCCUGAAGAAAUUGUCGACGCCUGUAAAAAGGCCAACUGUCACAUGUUUAUUUCUCAAUUGCCUAAUGGAUACGAUACCUUGGUCGGUGAACACGGUGGUAUGAUGUCCGGUGGUCAAAAACAACGUAUUGCUAUUGCCCGUGCCAUUCUCAAGAAUCCUUCCAUUCUUUUGUUGGAUGAGGCCACCUCUGCUUUGGAUACCCAGUCGGAACGCUUGGUGCAAAAGGCUUUGGAUGCUGCUGCGGCCAACCGUACUACUAUUGUCAUUGCUCAUCGUCUGUCCACUAUUCGCAACGCCGAUUUGAUUGUCGUUAUGCAGCAAGGCGAUCUUAUUGAACAGGGUACCCACAACGAACUUCUUGCAUUGAAUGGUGUGUACGCCGAUUUGGUCCGAAAACAAGAAAUUGCUACCAAACAAGUCGGUCACCAGGAAGAAGAAAUUGAUGACGAAGAACUCUUGCUCAAGGAAACCGUUCAGCUUAAAGAAGAAGUGGAAGCCGUGGAAAAUAUCCAGGUUAUUGCCGAAAAAGCGCCAUCAUUGGAUCUUGCCAAGGUUACAAGCCGUUCUUCUGUCGAUGCUUUCCAGUUGAAACUUAAAAAGGAAAAGGAAGAAAAGAAGUUGGCCAAGAAACAAAAGGCGCCUAUCGGCAAAGUUCUCCGUCAAAUGCGUCCGGAAUGGCCUUUACUUGCUCUUGGUGUGGCUGGUGCGGCCAUCGCUGGUGCUGUCUUCCCUUGUUUCGCUUUGAUUCUCGCUCAAGUCAUCAACAUCCUUAUCAUGAGCGCCGAUCCUAGUCGACGUUCUGCCAUUGCUCCUGGUCCUAUGCAGGGUGCCAAUUUGUAUGCCUUCUUGUUCGUCGUCGUCGCUAUUGCUGCCCUCUUCGGUUUUGCUACCCAAGUCAUCAGUUUCGAAACCGCCGGUGAACGUUACACUAAACGUCUUCGAGGCGCCAUUUUCCGUGCUUACAUGAGACAGGAAAUCGGUUAUUUCGAUGAAGAAGAACACAGUCUCGGUGCAUUGACCUCCAAGCUCGCUAUCGAUGCCAAGAACGUCAACGAAAUGGUGACCAAGACAUGGGGUGAUAUCACCCAAAUCAUUGUUACUGGCAUUGUUGGUCUUGUCAUUGCUUUUGUUCACAGUUGGACUUUGACUUUGAUCAUCUUGUGUAUGGCUCCUUUCAUCAUGUUUGCCACCGGUUAUGAAUCCAAGAUUCAUCGUGGUUUCGAAGAUGUGACCAAGAAAGCCAACGAGCAAAGUGGUGAAGUCGCCGGUGAAGCCAUCAAAGAAAUCCGUACGGUGUGUGCUCUCAACAAGCAACCUUUCUUUGAAGGAAAAUACUACAAGGCCACCGAUCAUCCUCACAAACUCGCUCGCCGCAAGGCCAUCACUGCUUCCCUCGGUUACGGUCUCCACCAGGGUAUUACUGUGUACACCAAUGCUGUUGCUUUCUAUGCUGGUAUCCGUUUAAUGAGCGAUGGAAAGAUCGAUUUCCUUCAGAUGUUCACCACCAUGAUGACGAUUAUGAUUACCGCCCAGAGUGUCGGACGUGCCAGUGUGUUUACCCAAACCUUUGCCAAAGCUAAAUUUUCUUCUCUCGCUGCCUUUGCUGUACUUGAACGUGUUCCCAGCAUCGAUCCCGAUCUGGAAGGCAUUGAAACUGAAAAGGUCAAGGGUGAAGUCGACUUUAAGGAUAUUACUUUCCGCUACCCUUCGCGCCCCGAUGUGCCUAUCUUCAGUGGUGAAUUUAACUUGCAUGGUAAGGCCGGUACUACUAUUGCUCUCGUCGGUCCCUCGGGUUGCGGUAAAUCCACCACUAUUGGUAUGCUCCAACGCUGGUAUGAUCCUCUCGAUGGUACGGUCCGUUUGGACGAUCACAAUGUCAAGGCUUUCAGUGUGAACAAUUUGCGCAGCCACAUGGCUUUGGUCGGUCAAGAACCCGUUUUGUUCGAUAUGUCGAUUGGUGACAAUAUUCGAUUUGGUGUUGACGAACACAAGACCAUUACCCAAGACGAUGUCGAAGCCGCUUGUAAAGCGGCCAAUAUCCACAAUUUCAUUAUCGGUCUACCCCAAGGUUACGAUACCCGUGUUGGUGAUAAAGGAAGUCAGUUGUCUGGUGGUCAGAAGCAACGUAUUGCCAUUGCUCGUGCGUUGAUCCGCAAGCCUAAGAUCCUUCUUUUGGACGAAGCUACUUCCGCUCUGGACAGUGAAUCCGAAAAGCUGGUGCAAGCCGCCAUUGAUAACAUUCUUGAGGAAGGUGGCCGUACGACCAUUACCAUUGCUCAUCGCUUAUCCACUAUUCAGAAUGCCGAUUUGAUUUGCGUUGUGAAGAACGGCCGAGUCAUUGAACAGGGCACUCACUGGGAACUUCUGAAACUGAAUGGCACUUACAGCGAACUGGUGCAUCAACAAUCCUUGAACGCCAACUAAAUACACUCUCAUUCUUUUAUAUAUUCUUUCUGAUUAGCAUUUUUCUCUACCCUGUCUCAACACACUUUUUUAUACUCAUUACAUACAUCUGUACACUAAAAACUAUUUAAACUGUAGUUCAUGUAUUUUUUCAAUUCCCCUUUAGCUGUAGUGAUCUAUAGAAGAAGAAAAAAAAACGAAAUCCUAUUUAAUCAAUACAUACCAAAACAUUUGCUUAGUUACUAUAA